AUCCGACUACCGACAGGCACCCUGACCGAUAGUUUCGAGUUUAAAGUUUGCCUAUGCGGUGUGCGUGAGACACGGUCACGUAUAAUGCGUGGGAACGACGCGGUGAAGUCGUACGUGAAGUGAACCGUGGGUAAGAGUGCGCACAAGUGGACAAAGUAGACCAGAAAGGAAAGAAGAACGUUGGACGUAAACGAGGGUACCUUUUCCUUCUUUUUCGGUAUCGCCCGACAUCGAUUGCCGUGUCCGCUAUGGUCGUAUCGUUGCCACCCACUAUACCUCAAGAAUCAUUACGCGGUUCGGGAAACGUCUUAUGCGAAAAGUCGCUAGUCCUCGGUACGAAUCUCAAAUUUACGCGUUAACUGUUCGCACGGAAGGAGUCUGAUCUGUUAUUAUAAUCUCUAGCGAAGAGGGUGAAUAAAGAAAAAGAAAAAUUGUGAAAAAGGUGUGGUAUAUAGUAAAGAUUGAAUAAAUGCAAGAGAAUCGGGACCUAAACAUUGCAUUUAUCCAGUCGAAGUUUCUAUUCUGGGUAGUCACGCGUGUCCCAAAGAUUUAUCAGGUAUAGUGGGUAGAAGAGGUAUAGCGAACUCUUGGAAGCGAUAGAACGCGAAGACGGUAGUAAGUUCGGGUGUUGGGAUUGCAAACCCCCAGGAAUGAGUUCUGCACGCUUUUUAGACACUGUCGCAUCGAGGUUCUAGAUGUGCUAAGAGGGCAAGGCGUCGCGGGUUUAGCGGCCCUGUAAUGAGCGACAAGGAACAGAUUUUUCUAUUCCCCUUAUACCCACGAUACACGAUGUCGUGUGAGAAGGAAGAUCGACCUGAAAUUCACGCAAACGUUCUCGUCGAAUACCGUGCGUGACCAAACUUUAAUUCACGCAGAGCUCGAGCAAAUAAGCUGUUGGAUUAACAGGAACUUCCUGGGUUUUGCGUCGAAUUCGAAAAAUGAUGGAAAAGUAACGACCCUCCUCCCUCCCCCUUUUAUAACGGCACGGCUCGUCUUGUUCGCUUGAAAAAUAUGCUAUGAGAGAGGUCCGUCGAAGUGUACUUAAGAGACGUAUCUUUACGUCCGAGAUCGUGUAAUUUUUUCUUUAUUCAUAGCGAAGCAGAAGAGGGGGAAAAAUUGAAUGACAUUUAGAGCACAAGCAUAAGCGUGUCGUCGUUGCUUGAUAUGUGGACAAGCUGGUUUGGCACAGAUUAUAUUCACAAAGUGAGUAUGUCCAGGAGGAAACUCGGUGGCGACAGACAAUUCGACAACGUGGAUUACACACAGCUUACUGAAACUGACAAUGGCUUUGUCGAUUCUCAGUUUGCGAAUCCACCAGUAAAAAUACCAUGGAAAGCCAUUACAUUGGCAGCUCUUCUGUUUGUCGGAGGUACCAUCAUGCUAAUUGUGGGUAGCCUAAUCGUGAGUGGACACAUAGAUUCAAAAUACUCUGACCGUAUGUGGCCAGUCAUUAUUUUAGGAAUUUUAAUGUUCAUACCAGGAGCUUAUCAUAUGAGGGUUGCUAUUUUAGCAUACCAAAAAGUGCCAGGGUAUUCGUUUGAUGAUAUACCAGAGUUCGAUUAACCGUGCAUGUCUUUUUU
Molecule: messenger RNA, 1580 nt
Organism: Hylaeus volcanicus
Lineage: Eukaryota; Metazoa; Arthropoda; Insecta; Hymenoptera; Colletidae
Product: transmembrane protein 230
Exons: 4
Coding region: 1165-1563 (132 amino acids)
Cellular component (GO): endomembrane system
Source: RefSeq, a predicted model, not a curated record